CUCAAUUGGAUCUUUUCAGCUGCGGACGGCACGGCAGGCACUUAUGUGACUGGUGGGCGGCCCUUUGGCCACCGCCUUCUGUCUACGGUAGUGCGACAAAUAGCAUAUAUAGAGCUUCUUCUUCGUUACGAAUUCACCCAUCCAUCCAUCCUCACAAAAAACCACACAUUCCUACCGACGAGUGCCCACGUCUCCCCCUCUCUCCCUCUCCCUGUCCCUCUCCCUCAGCAAAAGUCACGCCGAAAGAUUCGCAUCGUGUGUUCGCUUCGCUCGCGGAGCGUCCAACCAUAUCUACUUAGGCAAUUACUGACACGUAUGUGUGUGUGUGUAGAAACUCACUCACACCUCCCUCCCUCCCUCCCUCCCUCCCAGCGCCCCAUAUAUCGGAGCACAAGCCAACACAACACAAUACAAUAGCCCCCAAUACGCCACUACUAAGGUUUUGCACUCGCUCUACAGGCUGAUCGUGUCAUUCCCGCCAGCAGCCUCCUCGGCCUCCAGGAAUGACGCCAGUGGCGGCGGCUUGAGGAAGCCCCACCACGGCCGCCGACGCACACGCACAAUCCCCGCUAUCGUGCCGGUGAUGAUCUCAUCCGGGCCGAUCUCGGUCGCCGCAUACGCCGAAUUGGUGAACGGGCCUGCAGUAGAUGCGAUGCGAUGCGAUGCGACAUAGUCACAGACACACACACACACACACAUGAUUGCUGUGGGUGGAAUGGAAUGGGCUACCAGAUCCGAUGGGGUGGCUGAUGACGUGUUCGCCGGUCUUCCAGUCGAGGGCCUCCAGCGUCCAGACGCCCUGCAAUCACAGACAGAUACACACGUGAGCAUGAAGACUCUGUCUCUGUCUGGGUCUGUGUCGUGUGCGUUGAUAUCCUAUCCUUGCCUGUAGGGGUGCCGCCGGCCUGUUUGUGAGCAGCCGCCGCUUGCCAACGCCAUACAUCAGACCUGCCAACACACACACACACACACAGAGAGAGAGAGAGAGAGAUGGAUUUGGUGUCUGGGUGGCGCCAGGAAGGUCGGCCGAGCAGACAGACAGACCUGAGGAUGCGCUCAUGCAGGGGAUGCCGUUGGGUAUGGAGACGUCCGGGUUGGCCCACACGGAGCGUAUCCUGUUGGUGAACUUGUUGAACUCAAACUGCUCCACACCAUAAGGCGCGUCGCCCACCAGCACCGGCCACUGCAGCACACACACACACACACACACAGAGAGAGAGAGAGAGAGGCCAGGAUGGACGCCAUAAGGCCUCGUUGGCUGCACCUGGUUUCUCAGAAUGCCGAACAGCACAUUGUCUGCAAUAAUCGACGGGAAGGGAAAGGACACAGUGAGUGCAUGGCAUGGGGAGGGAGGGAGUCCUUUCUUUUCUCACUGACCCACCAGGCUCAUCGAUGACAGUGGCCGGUUUGCCCAGCAGCAGCGGCCGCCGCUCGCGCAGCCCCGAUGUCCUGAAUAUCUCCCUGACCACCCGGCCCUCGGCCUCAACCACCAUGCCCGUGUUGUUGACGGCCUCGCCCUCACUCUCGGCCAGGAAAUUGUAUCUGUCGAGGUUUCGGAUCGUCGCCCACCUCUGUCGCGUCACCUCGUUGUUGACCACGGCGAACCGCCAGCCGUUGACAAGGACGGACUGCUCGCUGACGGACGACUCGGCCCAGGGGUCUGUGCAGCAUCGGGGGCAGUCACAUCACACACACAUGGGUGGCAUCGAGAGAGAUGGUGGGGUGGGUGGGUGCUUGCAGGUCUUUCCAGGCUCACCGCCAAAUGUGACGGGAUACUGGUCGCAGAUCUUGCCGGUCUCUGGAGAGAGGGAGAGAGAGAAAGGGGGCAGGGUCAGUCAUCAUGUGAUUGAUAUGUCUGCGUGCAUUGGAUGGAUUGGUGUGUGUGUGGUGCCGACCGACCAGCGUCGAAGACGACGACAUGCAUGAGCUUUUGCCCGUCAGUAAUAACGACAUAGCGGCCCACAUUCUUGUCGCCCAUGAUGCUCGGCGUGCUGCCGCUUCCCUGCAGACACCAACAGCACAGCACAACACAAGACAGCUAAUAAAUCGUCGCUGUGUGUGGGUGUGUGUGGGUGUGUGGGUGUGUGUGUGGGUGUGUGGGUGUGUGGGUGGGUGUGUGGGUGUGUGUGUGGUUGUGACCUCUCCGAGUCGCGACAGCUGGUUCCCCGCUGUCGUCUUGUAAGGGGUCUCCCAGGCCAGCGUGAGCUCCAUCGAUUUGGGGUCCCACACCACUUUGUGCAGCUUCUUGUUGCUCACCACAUAGAUGCCGCCGUCCUCGUCAACCUACACACACCACACAGGCACCCCUUGCAAGAAACAGAAGACGCUCACGGUCCUCUUCCUCGCACCUGUAUGUUGUUUGAGACCUCAGUGUCGUCCUCUCCCUCUCCCAGCUGGAGGUAUGCCAGCGUGUUGCGGCCGCCGAACAUCCUGGAUGGGUCGAAGAUGCUGCUCUCCGUCACGCCCACCUUGCCCAGGUUGGUUGCGAAGGCGAGACGGCCGUCGUAUGUCACUGCAGGGAUGGACAGACAGAUGCACACACAUGGGGUGAGCGAGGGAUGGGACACUCUGUGUGUGUGUGUGUGGGGGGGGAGGGGUGUUCGUUGCUAUCGCGUCUGUCUCACUUUGUAGAGCGCGGAUGACUUCCUUCUUGGAUUCGGACCCCUCUGCGAACACAUAGGGUUUGGGGUGCCGCUUGAUGUGGUCGCCCAAGGGCAGCUUGGUCGUGUCGUCCAGGUAGGCCUCGAUCCGCAGACCAGUGGCUGUGAAGAACACACCCUGCACACACACCACACCACACCACCCCACCACCACCCAUGGCUGCAUGGCAGUCAGUCAGUCAGUCAGUCGUGUGUGUGCCUGCAGCACAUACCUCGUGGGAGAGCAGCGAAUAGGCCCCGUGGAAGACCUGCAUGGACCACCAGCACACCACAAGCCUCAUUCACGCGUUUCUCCGUGCCGGACAGUGCGUCUCACUCACAUCGCCAAAAAUGUCCUCGACGGGCUUCUCCACAAAUCCCGCCAGCCGCAUCUCCGGCCCGGUGCGGUCAAUCUUGAACCUGCCCCACCAGACAAACAAACAAGGCCAGCCAUGCGAUGGGGCAACAGGCAGGCCCAAGCACGGUUGCUGUCUUGUUGGCUCACACAGUGGUCCAGGAUGACCCCCAGAGGUACUUGAGGUCCUCGGUAUAGAACAGAUUGAUGGGAUUCAGCACCUAAACACACACACAGAGGAGAGGAGAGGAGCGCGACGGCCAUCCACACCCACACCCGCACCCACACCCACACCCACACCGUCAUGCCACACGCCACCACUGCCUACCAGGAAGCCUUCGUUGAGGAAGUCAUGUUGGAGUUCAUCGGCAUCGGCCUCCUCCAGUGACCGCAGUGGAGUCGACCCCUGACUGCAAUCACACACAGACACCCGCAUUGAGCGUCCUCGAAGACAAUUAUCUAGAUGCUUACGAGUACGGCGUCCUGUGGCUGGUCGGCCACGGUGAAGCCGCGAGGUACGAGUUGACCUUUCCACAGAGCACCGACGGCAGCUCGCUGCCGUCUGAGCUGCCGUCAUAGCAAAUCGUCUCCUCCUCCCUCGUCAGCCUCUCGCUCUCCCGCAGUGCCGUCAGGUAGUCCACCAGGUUCUCCACCAGAAAUGGGAGGCUGGCCUGCUGCUCCGAUGGCUGCUGCUGGUCGUUCACCGGCUGGAGGAAGGGGGCGUCCUCCACGGCAGCAGCUGUCAGGCUCAGGAAGGCCAGCGUCAUCCCCACGACGCAAAGGCGAGAUCUUCUCCGUUUCGGCAUGGCGUUCCCGACAGCCGCUCCUCCGCCAGCCGGCUGACCUCGCUGCAGUGUUUCAGGUGCCCUCCUUGCUUGCUGAUCAAGGUGCGAAUCACACACGCUGUUCACCC
Molecule: messenger RNA, 3907 nt
Organism: Vitrella brassicaformis
Lineage: Eukaryota; Vitrellaceae
Source: the annotation of a GenBank genome assembly